GGGAAAGGGAGGUGCUCUUUACCCUGCAUCCUCUGCGUGCAGGGACUGCCUCUUUUCCUGUUGCUAAGCGACCGUAAAGGCGAGAACAUGCUUCAGAAAACGUGACAUCAUUUUCAUGAGGAGAGCAGGCAAAUAUAUUUCUGGCAUGGUUUCAACUACCUCUCUGCAAAUGCCUUGGUGGAAAACAAUGGAUUCUAGUCUAGCUGUAUUCUCUACUCUUGGGAGCCCCUUUUUGGAGGCAUCCAGUUCCCGAAGCCAUUAUCAUCCCUCCCGGGCCCAGCCAUUGAGGCAGAAGCAGCAACAGACGGUUCUGAGCCCAUCUCGUUUGCAGCAUAGGAAUUGCUCUAUCCUUCCUGAGGAGGCAGAACCAGGUCCUUCAUACCCUCAUUUACUGCCUGACUCCAACUCCCAGGAGGGAAAGCCCCCUAAGUCAAACUCUACAAGCCCCUUCAAUGAGUCAUGGCCCUCAACUGAACGCAGCUCUUCCUCCCUGACUCCGGAAGGAACAAAGGGUCUUCCAGCACAGCAAUCAUCAGAGGCUAAGACCCUGGAUGCACCAAAGCUCCCAGAUUCUGUCUCAGACAGUGAAUCUGUUAUUGCCAAGUAUAUUGAACGGUUUCGCUACGGGAAGCCCACUGAUCGUAAAGAGCGUUUGACACCUAGUGGUGGUUCUACUGAGUUCUGGUGGCUUAACCACUUAUUUCUCCCAGAUGGAGAAAACUCCAAGAAGGAGGCAUCGCUGUCUUCAGAUAACAGCCAAAGUGAAGUGAGGUCAUCUCUUCUCAGUCCCAUCCUGACUCAUUCUCCCUCGGGAGAAAUGCAAGCUGCUUCUGCACUUGACGCUGAGACAGUGAGCCUGCAGGAAAAAGCAGCUAGGCUCUUAUGCAGAAGCAUGUCACCCCUGAGUAGCUCCAGGCCUGUAAGCUCUGAAGGGCUUGGUUCCACUUCUACGUCCACCAUCACAAAGAGUACCACAGACUUGCCUCAACAUGCUCUACAACGCCUUGCAGCACACCAAGCCAAAGAAGAUGACAUCCUAUUCCAGUGGCGUCUGCGGCGAAAGAUGGAAGAAGCAAGCAAGGCCGUUGCUGUGAGGCCUCCUGAAGUUUGGAGGAGUCCCUGCAUCCAACCGACCUGUGCUUCUGGCAAAAUGGAAAGGGAAGUUCUGAAGUCAGCUGCGCCUACCCACUGGAGAAGCAAAGACCAAAAAGUGUUGCAAACAUCAGAGCCCCAGCUAGAUGUUAAAUAUACCCUGAGUCUUUGCCAUCCCUGCUCCUGUGCAGGCAUUCUGAGGAAUGGAAUCACCUCUGGGCAGUGCAUUGAAACCAUUCCCAACAGUAAUGGGAUAAUGGUCACUGGAGGCCCUGAAUGCAGUGGUGAGCACAUUGUGAAAAAAUCAACCCCACGAGAAGAUCACAUCCCUGAUUACCUAAGUACUUCUCCUCCAAGACCUGCAGAAACCAACGAGCCUUUGGACCAAACAACUUCAUGUCAUGUUCAAGGGGCAGCUCCAUCUGAUCAGGGAGUAUGUUUGGAACCCAGAAGAAGACCAGGGCUAUGCAGAGUCAAGCAGAGCCAAGCCAAAUCAGUUCCAGACCCCAGAGAGUCACCACGCAGCCCCACAAAGCAUUCGGUUCAACAUGUAUUAGCAGAGGUAGUUGCUGAGAGGCUUUUCUCCCCACCUGAAUCUCCAGCUCUUCAUCGGGACAAACCGAAGAGAAGCUCAAGGACUUUGGGUCCAGGGGAGACUAUUCCAAAGAAUGUUGUCACUCCCUCCCAUCCCCAGCUCCUGAACAUGGCUGCUCAACUACUGGAGCAGGCUGAAGACUCAGAUGGCAUGGAGUUUGAGGACGACCCUCUCUUACAAGUGCUGAGGGGUCAGAGGGAAUCAUUGCGCCACCAGCUUCGAGCUGUGGAUUUCCAGAUCACUCAGCUGGAAAGUAACUCUUUUGAUCAGGGCAUCUCUCACCACUGACCACCUCCUGUGUUCUCUUUGCUGAACCUUGGGUGGUUUAAGGUCCCUCCCUCUACUGGUACUAAGGCAUUGCAUGAGUCCUGCAUUAUCAGGCACUUCAGGAUGAAUUCAGUCAAAGGGUUUUGAAGGUGCUUUUUAUUUAUUUUUAUUAACUCUUUUUGAUGACUGCCUGCCCUUAGCAAGCCAGCAUAUUCCUAGAAGAUAUCUGGGGCUGCAGAAUAACCAAGUGAUGAUUUGUAGGGAUGUCCCUACUGCAUAUUCAGUGUGCUGUUUCCAUGGUUUCAGUGUAUACUUCACAUUGCAUUUAAAAUAAAUGUGUAUUUU
This is a messenger RNA of Python bivittatus (Burmese python), 2299 nucleotides long. RefSeq names its product proline and serine rich 3 (gene PROSER3). The record is from RefSeq and is a predicted model, not a curated record. Lineage: Eukaryota; Metazoa; Chordata; Lepidosauria; Squamata; Pythonidae.